UGUGUGUGUGUGUGUGUGUGUGUGUGUGUGUGUGUACGGUGAGACAUCUUCUAAACAGCUUGAGGUUCCGUUUGCGCAACUGCAGGACUGCAUCAUAUCCUGUCUGUCAGAACUGUGACAAGGACAGUUAAAGUUUGGAGCUGCCAUCUGUACUAACCGUGCUGUCUGGGGGGAUCAAGACUCCCUGCUAUGGAGGCAGUAGGUAAGUAUGACUUUACUGCCACUGCUGAGGACGAGCUGAGCUUCAGGAAGGGAGACAACAUGAAGAUCUUGGGCACCAAUGAUGACUGGUUGAUGGCUGAGCGACAUGGAAAGAAGGGAUUCAUACCACGUAACUACAUCAACAUUCACCUUCCCAGCUGGUACCAGGAGAGUGCUAGUCGAGGUGAGGCCCAAGAGUCUCUCAUGACUCAGCCUAUAGGAUCCUUUCUGAUCAGGGGCAGCCAGAGCUCCCCAGGAGAUUUCUCCAUAUCCGUUAGACAUGAGGCAGACGUGCAGCACUUCAAGGUGAUGGCAGACACCAGGGGGCAGUAUUACCUCUGGUCUGAGAAGUUCAGCUCCUUCAACGAGCUGGUGAACUAUUACAUGAACAACUCUGUCUCUAAACACAGCCGCAUCUAUCUGCUGGACACAGAAACACAGGAGAAGGGAUUUGGCCAGACCAGGACAUCAGCCCCAUCCUCUCAGCCCCAGCCUCACCAGUCCCUGCCCCGCGCACCCCAGCCUCACCUGCCCCUGCCCAGCAUACCCCAGCCUCACCUGCCCCUGCCCAGCAUACCCCAGCCUCACCUGCCCAGCAUACCCCAGCCUCACCAGCCCCUGCCCAGCAUACCCCAGCCUCACCAGCCCCUGCCCAGCACACCCCAGCCUCACCAUCUCCUGCCCCGCGUACCCCAGCCUCAACAACCCCUGCCCCGCACACCAGACCCUAUACCCCCUCCACAGCGUGCGGCCGUGACCACGGGGGCGGUGGUCUGAUGCAGGUGAGAGCUCAGUAUGACUUCAACGCUGAGGAGAAGGACGAGCUGAGCUUUAAGGCCGGUGACAUCAUCGAGGUGCUGGAGUGUUCCGACAUGUCAUGGUGGAAAGGAAGACUGAGGGGACAAGCGGGAGUGUUCCCUUCCAACUACACCAACCCUGUAUGAGAGAGAACAUGGCAUUUAGAGCCAAAUAAGUAUCUUCAUUCAUUAUAGCAGACGUUCUUAUCCAGAGCAACUUAAAGGAGCAAUUAGGGUUAAGUGCCUUGUUCAAAGGAAUAUUGACAGAUUUUUCACUCAGGGAUUCAAAUCAAUGACCUUUCGGGUUACUGACCCAACAGUCUUAACCUCUAGGCUUCCUGCCUCCCUAACAAUAACAACUAUAUUUCUGAGAGAGAGAGAGAGAGAGAGAGAGAGAGAGAGAGAGAGAGAGAGAGAGAGAGAGAGAGAGAGAACAUAAUGAUUAGCUUUAGCAUUAAAUAUAUGUAUUGUAACUUUCUUUCUGGUUUAUUAUCAAUGUAUUUUACCAUACCGUAGGCUUAUGUCAGGAUAACACAACUAUUUACAACUUCUGAACACAAUUAUUACUGUAUGAUUAUCAAAUAAAUGUAUUUUCUGUAA
Messenger RNA from Oncorhynchus keta (chum salmon), 1598 nucleotides. RefSeq names its product GRB2-related adaptor protein 2-like. The transcript is spliced from 7 exons. Gene Ontology annotation, molecular function: protein binding. The record is from RefSeq and is a predicted model, not a curated record. Bases 190 to 978 code for a protein of 262 amino acids. Lineage: Eukaryota; Metazoa; Chordata; Actinopteri; Salmoniformes; Salmonidae.